This is a messenger RNA of Stomoxys calcitrans (stable fly), 4545 nucleotides long. It is a transcript of the gene Usp16-45, whose product is annotated as ubiquitin carboxyl-terminal hydrolase 16. Gene Ontology annotation, molecular function: cysteine-type deubiquitinase activity; zinc ion binding. The record is from RefSeq and is a predicted model, not a curated record. The transcript has 8 exons. The coding region runs from base 383 to 3622 and encodes 1079 amino acids. Gene Ontology annotation, biological process: protein deubiquitination. Lineage: Eukaryota; Metazoa; Arthropoda; Insecta; Diptera; Muscidae.
CACUUUUGUGUGUGACACUCGGCAGUUUUUGACGACGAGGACAAAAAAACGAGAUCACUGGAAAACGGUCAAGGGAAAUUGCGGAAAGUACAAAAAAAACUACAAUAAAGAAACGUAGUGAGACGAAAAACAACCACAAAAAAUACUUAUGUAUAAAUGUUAUGCAUUGUGCGAGAAUCGUCUUUGAACAGGACAAUGUCGUGUUUGGUAAAAAUAAAGUCCAAUGACUGAAGUGCGUUUUCUUCCGGUGUGUGUGCUUCAGCUGCAUCGCGUACUCUUCUUCUGUUUAAUUAAACAAAGAACAAAAUAGAGAAGGUGUGAAAAAUCUUCACAAUUUGAAGGUACUUUAAGCCGACAAACAGAGACGCCAUAAUUGAAAGUCAUGGGCAAGAAUCAUCAACCCGAAAACUGGGAUGGUGGUUCCUCAGAUUCAUCGGAGGGUAAGACUAGUCCCACGGCGGCAACACGUUCUUGUCCCCAUUUAAAAAGGGCGGUUGAUUCGGGCAAAUUACGCAAACUAUUAAAGGGCACUGGACUCCUGUUGGAUUGUGGCGAAUGUCAGAAAAUGGGCGUUACUUCACCAGCGGCUGAAGCACUGGAAAAUUCUGUUGAAUCACCAAUUGGUAGCUUUGAAUACGACAAUACCCUGUGGUUGUGCUUGAAAUGUGGUUCACAACUAUGCGGUCGCGCCAAGAAUCAACAUGCUCUUCAACACUAUAAGACUCCACGCUCAGAUCUACAUGCAGUGGCAAUGAAUACAAGGUCCUUUGAAAUUUGGUGCUAUCAAUGCGACAGCGAUAUUAAACCGGACUCACGGAAAAAUCUCUUAGAGUGUGUGGAAUUUGUCAAAGGUUUAGCCCAAAAACCACCUGUAGCUGUUCCAGCGGAGAACAUUGAAAACAUGUUACGAGGCACGUUGGAAUCCUUACGUCCAUUGGUGCCAACUGACGAUGCCAACCCAUUUUAUGCUGGCCCAGUUGCAGCUGCAGCCUCAGUUAAUAACAACACUAACACCAUUACAGGAAAUAAUAAAGCUAUACCAUUGCCACCACCACCUUUGCCUCCAAUACCGGGAAUGGCUAAACGUACAAGCAACUUUAAUAAUUUUUCGGCAAUUAUUACGACAGGAAAUAGCAGCGCCACAGCCACUACUCCAGCUAUGAAAUUAACAUCUAACAAUAUUUUUGGAGAUUCUUUGCCACGGGUUCGAGGGCUUACCAAUUUGGGCAAUACAUGCUUUUUCAAUGCCGUUAUGCAGUGUUUGGCUCAAACGCCCUAUUUGUUGGACGUCUUAAAGGAAUCGGCCGAGCCUGGAGAAGAGUUCACUUUGCCCGGUGGUACUUUUGAGUCCAAAGAGGAUGAAGUUCUCAAUUUGCCACCUAUUAAGGGUUCGUUGUGUGCAUGGGGUGGUUUAACUUCAGCUUUGGCCCAGACUUUGGAUGAGUUGCAAUCUGGAGGUGGAGUUUUUAAUCCAAGCAAACUUUUUGAUAAACUUUGCGCCAAAUGUCCACAAUUUCAGGGUGGUGAUCAGCAUGAUUCUCACGAACUUCUGAGACAUUUACUAGAGAGCGUGAGAGCAGAGGAUUUAAAACGUUACCAACGGGUCAUUCUUAAUAAUCUUGGCUACAAAGAUCAGGAUGUUAAAUCCGUUUCUGAAGAUAUGAAAAAGAAAUGUAAAAUUUAUGGCAAUCAAGCAGCCGAUCGGAUUCUGAGGCCUGAACAAGUUUUUCGCGGAUUUCUGGUAUCCACCCUCACCUGUCAAGACUGCUACAAUGUCAGUUCGAGGCAUGAAUAUUUCCUCGAUAUGUCACUUCCCGUCAGCGUAGAAAAGUCGCAACCUCCUCAAAUGCGACGCAAAACUUCACCAGACAAUUCCAAUUCAUUUUAUUUGCAUCCUGCGCCUGCUACAUCACCUACGGGACCGACAAAGGCCCAACUGAAAAAGGAACAGAAAAAAGAACGCAAAGCCAAGCGUCAUGCCAAACACCAGCACACAAAACAAAUGCAAAAACAAUUCUCUGCUGAGGCCGGAAUCUCGACAGUCGGUGGGGAUAAUGUUAGUGAAGCGGGUGUCGUGGAUGCGGCUAAGGCCGUACUUAUUGGUUGUGCUACAAGGGAAGAGGCUGCUGGGGAAAAGGAUAAGACAACCUGGUCAGCUUCAUCAUCCUCAGCCGAGCAAUCAGAUGCCGAUGUAGAAGAUAAUUUGUUGGAUGACAAUGAGAAAAGCUCUACAAAACCACUUAAUACCUCAAUUAUUGGAAAAACAGCGGCGCCAAAUUACGAUCGCAGUGGCAACAAUCAAUCUUUUACGAGUCCUGUUGAGAAACGGGAUGAUUCACCGGAAAACAUGGACAAAGACUCACUGGAUGAAGAUGAAAAUGAUUCCGGCAUUGCUACAAGUCCUGCCAAUGCAGGUGGAAGCUUCCCUGCUUCAUCUGCCUCGAAUUCAGAAACAAAUGGUGAUGCAAUGGCACCAGGUGAUUCCAAAGCCACUAAUAGCGUUUUCUCUUUGGGGCUCAACGAGAAAGGAGCAAAUCUUGUAAAACAACUAACCCUCAAUGAAACCAAUUUCCCUACGAAGACAGCUCUUACAAAUGGUGAUGUGAAGCCCAAUGAGAAUGCUGACCAGUCUGAUAUACAAUCCAUAGUCAGUCAGUUAGAUAGUUUGACAAUUAACAAUGAUGAACAACAACAAAAUAAGGCUGCACGUGCCAAGGCGAAACGUUCGCGUACACAAAGUUAUUCGGACUGGAGUACAACCAUUGCUCCGCGAUAUCAAUGCGAAGAUGGAGAAUGUUCAGUGCAGUCGUGUCUGAACAGUUUUACUGCUGUCGAAUUGAUGACGGGCAACAACAAGGUGGGCUGUGAGGCCUGUACGAAACGUAUAAACGGUGACGAUCCCAAAGCCAAAACGGUCAACACCAAUGCCACUAAACAGUUCCUUAUCUCUAGUCCACCAGCUGUACUCAUAUUGCAUUUGAAGCGUUUUCAAUUGGGCCCUCGUUGCAUGUUCCGCAAACUGACACGACCUGUCAGUUUUCCCAUGAUACUCGAUAUAGCUCCGUUCUGUGGUUCUAAGGUUAAGAAUCUUCCCAACAUCGAUCGUAAACAGAAAAAGCUUUUGUACGCUCUCUACGGAGUAGUUGAACAUUCAGGAAGCAUGUACGGUGGCCAUUACACGGCCUACGUCAAGGUGCGACCGAAACUAUCGCAAGAGGAUAAACGUUGGAAAUUCAUACCACAAGGCAGCAAAGCUGAGCUCGAUCAAGACGAUGAACAACGCAAAAAGUUGGACGAACUUUUGGCACGAGAAAAGGCGCGUGAUCUGCGCAUGAAAGCAGCCAAUGAUAGUGAUGACUUUUCCAAUUCAUGCAGUAGCAGCUCGGAUUCUUCCAACACGUCAUCCUCUUCUGAACCUGAAGAAUCAUCCAUACCGCCAUCACCGAUGUCGCCAUGUCCCAAUGAGACCGCUGGUGCUGUUGGUGGAAUUGAUGAGACAAUAAACGUUCAGGUGCCAAUGGGCAAAUGGUACUAUGUUUCCGAUUCCCGAGUAUCAGAUGCCAGCGAAAGUGAAGUUUUAAAUGCUCAGGCCUAUUUGCUGUUUUACGAACGCAUUUACUAAGAAAAGUUGUGUUAAAAAUAUAUCUUCGAAAAUAUUGCAGAAUGGGUCGUAUUCCGCAUGCUGGACGCUAAACAGUUAGAUAGUUCUCCCUUAACCGUUUCAACGAAUGCCUAGGAAUGGGAAACUUAUUAAAAAAAAACACACACAUAGAACAAAGGGUGGUUUUUUUUAUAUUGAACAUGCUAAUAAAACCAACCAUAAUAACGAUGAUGAUAAUGAAAAAAAUUACUAUUAUACAAAACAAAAACAUUUUUCUCUCCUAUUUAUUUGACAUGUUUUUUUCUUCGUUCUUCUCUAGAACUUUGACCCUUGAAACGCGUGUAAUUACUUAAUAAAAUAUGAAGUCUUUUUUUCAAUUAUUAUUGGGUGGAUUUCAGAACAUUUAGUAGACAUGUAAGACAGAGCUUUUAUUUUUAACAACGAUCUUUUGAAAAUAUUUGAUUUUAUCUAUUAACUUUUCUCGGCUGCCCGAGAUCAUUGAACAUUAUUAUCAUGCAUUUCAUGUCUCGCUCAGGACGGGAUAAAAGAUUUUUGUUGCUUGCAAAUUGUUAAAUAUUUUAUUUUUUCUAUUAUGAUACAUUUGAUAGCAAGAUUACAAUUUUUGAUUGUCUUUAGUUAAAUUAUAUUUUGUAUUUAUUGAAAUUUGAAAUCGAGAGUGGCAGAAGAUUAUGUCCUACACUCUCCCGAUGCUCUAAAAAAUUAACGCGGUCUUUUGCUGUCAUCACUGCUAAAAACAUACGUAUACUUACAUAUACCUACAUAGCUACAUACAUACAUACAUUUAUAUAUGCUAAACUAUUGAUAUUUUUUAUUUAGAAGUUGUAAGAAGAUUUUGUUUCUUUCCAGAAAGCUUGAAUUGAUUGAAUUAAUUAAUAAUUACACAAUACAUGCUAUAUAUUGUUUAAUUGUUUACAUGCUAAGAU